Molecule: messenger RNA, 1488 nt
Organism: Psylliodes chrysocephalus
Lineage: Eukaryota; Metazoa; Arthropoda; Insecta; Coleoptera; Chrysomelidae
Source: the annotation of a GenBank genome assembly
UAUUCUGUGGCAAUUUUCUAACCUAAAAAAAAUCGUGAUUAUAUGUCAAACGAAAUUGAACUUUGCCUUAAAUAAAAUGUUUGAAAAAAUGAAAUGUGUCUCAUGUGUGAUAUGUAAACAAAAAGAUGCUAGAAAGGUUAAUCCAUUCACUAAGAGUACAUUAAAUAAAUGUAAAAUAACAUUAAAAAUCCGACAAGAAAACAAUUUAAAAUACUGUGAUGUAAUUUUACCAUCAGAAGUGUCUUUUAAGGAAGGUUAUCAUCGGCAAUGCUACGCGAAUUUUACAAGUUUAAAGAAGCAAUACAAGCAAAAUUUGUCAACUAUUUCUCUGGAAUCUCCUCCUACAUCAGAUAUUCUUUCAAGAAGUUAUCAAGUUUUUGAAAAUAUUGAAGUUGUACAGACGACACCUGAACUUGAAGACAGUGUUUUAUUUCCAGAUAAUCCUCCAACAAGUUAUCAAGUUGUCGAAAGUAUUGAAGAUGUACAGAUGACACCUGAAUAUGAAGACAGUGUUUUAUUUUUAGAUAAUCUCUCAAGAAGUGAUGAGUCUUUCGAAAAUAUUGAAAUCGUAAAGACAGAACCUCAACUUGAAGAGAGUGUUAAUUACAUAAACAAUCAAGAUCAUCAGCCUGAAGUUCAAGAUAGUCCAGGCCCGACUCCUGAACCUGCAACAGCUGAUCUCUAUGCAUUAUCAGAAAAUACUAAUGUUUGUAUUUUUUGCACCAGAGCUCGCCGGAAAGUAAAAGGCAAGCACAUUCCGUUAUUCUCUCUUGAAAAAGAUGCUCUGAUUAAUACUCUUCAACCAUAUAAGGAAUUCCUGGAGAAUACGACUGUAUAUAAAACAUUACAAAGUUCAGUAGAUGUAAAAGCUCACCGCAAUUGUAGAGUUGAAUACAUUAAUUCCUUACGUAUGUAUAACAACAAACCAAAAACUGAGUAUCAUAAGAAGUUAGAAUAUCGCGAUAAAGCUUUUCAGGAAGUUUGCUUUUUCAUUGAUGAAAAUAUUGUUAAAGACAAAAAAUGUUUCUUUUUCUCUUUUUUAUGUCAAUACUAUACGGAAACCGUAAAAAAAUUAGCUGCUGAAAAUGGAGAGGAAAUCGAUAGCAAUGUAGGAGCGGCUUUUUUUCAGCAGAAAUUGAGAAAAAAAUACGGAGACUUACUUGACUUUACUUUAAUGCAUCACAAGAAAAUUGUAGGGCCUAAGGGUCGUCAGAUUGACGAAUAUUUAUACUCGUUGAUACAGGAGAAAAACAUUGUUUAGAGUACUGCUAAUAUUUUACGCCAAAAAAUACUCAACAUUGGUUUUUUCAGAUAAUGAACGGACUUCUUAUGAUGAAGACGUGUUUUCGAGUGAUGACUCGACAGAAGAACUAUCAGAGGAUAGUGGUGAUGAGGACGAAGAUUAAAGAUGAUUUUCUAGACAUUUUUAUAAAUUAUACUUGUAACAAAUAUUUUUAAAAACAAUAAACCAAUGAUAUUUACCGUACA